GUGAAUAGGACUGUCAACACUAUAUAAGCUCACAUUUACCACUGUGCACAAAGAAGAGAGCUGCCCGCCCCUGCCAUAGAGAGUCCUGAGACCAUGAAGAUGAGAGUUGUUGUGUUGCUGGCUGUGAUCGCUAUGUUCUGUGCUGCCGACGCUCAGACAUGUGCUAUGGAUAAUCUGAUGAGCAGCCUGACCCAAUCCGUGGCCUCUGCAGUGCUGCAGAAAGUGACUCUGUCCUGCAUUGAUGUCUCAGCGAGAGGGAGCCUGGUGAAUUGCCCCAGAGGUUACAAGCCGACAUGCUGCUCCUGCGGUAAAGCCUGUGGCUCCUGGGAUAUCCGCAAUGACCAGACCUGCCACUGCCAGUGUGCGAACCAGGACUGGACUUCUGCACGCUGCUGCAAGAUAGCCGUGAUCUUCAGGACCGUCAACGGUGUAAUGAACGGAACCAACGUCGACGUCUUGACAGAUUUAAACACAGAUAUUGUUUAAAGAUUGGUGUGAGGCUUUUAGUUUUCAAGCUCCUUCACUUUUUUGGAACUCACAUCCAGCUUUUAUCUAGAAUGCUGAGUAUUUUUAAAUCGAAGCUCAAAACAUAUCUCAUUGAUUUGAACUUUCGCUAGUGAAUAGUCUGGAGCUAUUUUGGCUUGCCCUGUGAUUCUUGCACCUAGCUCUAUAAAUGAUACUGGUAUGGGCAUUGUUAUGGUAUUGAAUAAAAAGGGUCUAAAAAAAACAUAAAAAUUUUCUUACUCA
Messenger RNA from Polyodon spathula (Mississippi paddlefish), 747 nucleotides. RefSeq names its product resistin-like. Gene Ontology annotation, molecular function: hormone activity. Gene Ontology annotation, cellular component: extracellular region. The coding region runs from base 94 to 486 and encodes 130 amino acids. The transcript is spliced from 4 exons. NCBI's taxonomy places the organism in Eukaryota, Metazoa, Chordata, Actinopteri, Acipenseriformes, Polyodontidae. The record is from RefSeq and is a predicted model, not a curated record.